This is a messenger RNA of Catharus ustulatus (Swainson's thrush), 1784 nucleotides long. RefSeq names its product microtubule associated protein 1 light chain 3 beta (gene MAP1LC3B). Gene Ontology annotation, biological process: macroautophagy; autophagy of mitochondrion; autophagosome assembly. Gene Ontology annotation, molecular function: ubiquitin protein ligase binding. The coding region runs from base 143 to 520 and encodes 125 amino acids. Gene Ontology annotation, cellular component: autophagosome membrane; cytosol; autophagosome. The transcript has 4 exons. The record is from RefSeq and is a predicted model, not a curated record. NCBI's taxonomy places the organism in Eukaryota, Metazoa, Chordata, Aves, Passeriformes, Turdidae.
GACGCGCGGAUCAGCUGACGGCCGAGCGGCCGCGGCGGCGCGGGGGGCGGGCGCCGGCACUCGGAGGUGUCCGCUGCUGCUGCUGCCGCCGCGCAGAGCCGCCGCCGGGCCCGCGCCGAGCCAGCGCCGAGCCAGCGCCGCCAUGCCCUCGGAGAAGAGCUUCAAGCAGCGCCGCACCUUCGAACAAAGAGUGGAAGAUGUACGACUGAUUCGGGAUCAGCAUCCCACCAAAAUACCAGUGAUCAUUGAAAGGUACAAGGGAGAGAAGCAGCUUCCAGUUUUGGAUAAGACCAAGUUCCUGGUGCCAGAUCAUGUCAACAUGAGCGAGCUAAUCAAAAUUAUCAGGCGACGCCUGCAGCUGAAUUCCAACCAGGCCUUCUUCCUGCUGGUGAACGGGCACAGCAUGGUGAGCGUGUCCACGCCCAUCUCCGAGGUCUACGAGAGCGAGAAGGACGAGGAUGGCUUCCUGUACAUGGUCUAUGCCUCCCAGGAGACCUUUGGAGCACCAGCUUCUGCCUAGGACAGCAGCCCCAGCCUAGGAUUUGGGUUGACCCUUGGCCAUCACCCCCUCUCUUCCCCACACACCCCCCAGGGAAAGAACCGGAUGUCACCUACGCUCUCAGUCCUUAGCAUAGUCUUGCUUUAGCGGGUGUCUCAUCUCACCUUGCCUUGUUUGUGACUAUUAAACAGUACAGACGAGCACCUCCAGCUUUGAAACCUGCCCUAAUAAUAAUCCACACAGGCACAUUUACAGGUCUGGACCUGAUGAAAGGAGCCCAGUUGUGCAUGUGACACUUGCAGAGAAAGGGACACUCGAUUUACUUUAAACAAGCAAACAGGCACCAGGAAGGAACUAAAGUGUUUCCUGUGAGUUUGCUGGAAAAUCUCCCUACGAUUCCUUAAUUUUUUGGUUUUAAAUGGGAAGGUUUCUCAUGAGAGCAUUUUAAUGUUCCAAAGGGGAGCAUUUUCUUCUGCAGCUCCAUCAGACUCGUGUCAGUGCUGCAGGGAGUUAAGGCAAGUGCUUGGGGUGAGCUGGGGAAGGACAACUCUCUGUGUCUCCGGUUUUUGGGCGCCGCACGCUCAGGGGCGGCGCCGCUUUCUGGAAUACUCAUACCAAACACCACAGCUUUAUCGUAGUUUAGAAAGUGUCUAACUGUAAAAUGCACACCCCAACAGGUAACACUGAAAUAAACUCCAGUCUGUUAUAAAUUCCCAAUCCCUGUGUGUUCAUCUGAGCUGGUGAUCCUUAGGAUCGUGCUCCCAGCCCGGAGGUCGGGCUGGCAAUCGGGAGAAGCAGCUCAGGGCCGGGAGUCGCUGCUGAACAAAUGAUCUGUGGCACGGCUGGAGGCUCCUGUGUGGCAGGCUGUGCAGAGGGGAGCUCUCCCGUGGGACAAACCUGUGUUCCUGCAGCGCUGUCCAGCGAGGCGUGGCGGGAUCCCCGCGGCGGGGACAGAAGCAAUACUGCAGCGCCUGGCACUGGGGGGGUGCACGCGUUGUACCUCCUCCUCCUCCUCCUCCUCGUAUCUCCUCCACUCUUUGCAUGCAUCUCCUUCCUCCCAGGGCCCCCUGCCCGUUUUUUAUUGUCCUUUUGUGUUUUUACUCCGACGUGAACUUUUCGAUGCAGCUUGUUCUCUGUUUAGUUCUGUUCGUGUAAGAACUCGUUUAACUCAUUAACUGACAACUGUACUUGUAAUUACGACGUGAUCGACUGAUAUUCCUGUACAAAAUGUUGCUUUUUUAAAAUUAAUACAGUGCUGAUAUGGAUGGAUUACAUCCCAACUUAA